Molecule: messenger RNA, 1827 nt
Organism: Nezara viridula (southern green stink bug)
Lineage: Eukaryota; Metazoa; Arthropoda; Insecta; Hemiptera; Pentatomidae
Source: the annotation of a GenBank genome assembly
AUGGAAGGAGAAAAAGGAAAAGAACAUCUGAUAGGCGGUCAUCCAGAUGGUGGAGGACAGAACUCUGUGGCAAUUGAAGUUUUACAUGAAGACAAAAAUUUUUCUCAGCAUGAUUUAGCAGCUCUUGUUGCCAGCAAAGUGUUUUAUCAUUUAGGAUCAUUCAGUGAUUCUCUUACGUAUGCUCUUGGAGCAGGACGUUUAUUUGAUGUUAAUUCUAGAUCAGAAUAUGUUGACACAAUCAUAGCCAAAUGCAUUGAUCAUUACACAACUCUCAGAAUACAUAAUCUAGAAAAUCCUGAUGAUGUACAACCCAUUGAUGCCCGUUUAGAAGCCAUUGUGGACAGAAUGUUUCAGAGAUGUCUUGAAGAAGGACAGUAUCGUCAAGCCCUUGGGAUUGCACUUGAAACAAGGAGAAUGGAUGUUUUUGAGAAAUCCAUCAUGCAAUCUGAUGACAUACCUGGAAUGCUUCUCUACGCUUUUCAAGUUUCCAUGGCUUUGCUUCAAAAUCGUGGCUUUCGAAACACAGUUUUAAGAAGUCUUGUGAGCCUGUAUCGAAAUCUUAAUAUUCCAGAUUAUGUGAAUAUGGUUCAGUGCCUGAUAUUUCUUGAUGAUUCUCUCUCAAUUGCCCAAGUCCUGGAGAAGCUCUGCAAGGAGAGUGAGGAAAAUACAUUGAUGGCCUACCAGUUAGCAUUUGAUAUUUAUGAAUCUGCUACUCAACAGUUGAUUGGAAGUAUUGUUCAGUCUUUAAGUGCUUCAGCUCCUAUACCUUCACUUGCAAAAGGAAAAGUUUUAGAACCAUCUUCUAUACUGGAAGGCUUGAUUGGCAACCCUAUAAAAGAAUUACAGUUACCUGAGAAAGAUCCUUCUUCUUUGACUGAAGAAGAAAAAAAGUACCAAACAAGGAUGGAAAAUCUUAGUAGAAUAUUGAGUGGCGAGGUCUCAAUUGAACUUCAUUUGCAGUUUCUCAUCAGAUCAAAUCAUACUGACAUGCUCAUUUUGAAAAAUACCAAAGAUGCUAUAAGAGUUUCUAUUUGUCAUACAGCCACUGUGAUUGCCAAUGCAUUUAUGCACAGUGGAACUACUUCAGACCAAUUUCUUAGAGAUAAUUUAGAUUGGUUGGCAAGAGCUACCAAUUGGGCAAAGUUGGUUGCUACUGCAUCAUUAGGUGUGAUUCAUCGAGGUCACGAGAGCCAGGCACUUGCCCUCAUGUCGACAUACUUACCUAGUGAACCUGGCCCUUCUUCAGGGUACUCUGAAGGUGGUGGCCUCUAUGCUCUCGGUCUAAUUCAUGCAAACCAUGGUGCAGCUAUAAUAGACUAUCUCCUUGGCCAAUUAAAAGAUGCACAGAAUGAAAUGGUGCGCCAUGGAGGUUGUCUUGGUUUAGGACUUGCUGCAAUGGGUACUCAUAAAAUGAACAUAUAUGAACAGCUAAAAAUGAAUUUAUAUCAGGAUGAUGCUGUUACUGGUGAAGCAGCUGCCAUUGCUAUGGGAAUGGUGAUGCUUGCUUCUAAGUCGUCUUUGGCAGUUCAGGACAUGGUUGCAUACGCCCAGGAAACCCAACACGAGAAGAUCCUCCGCGGAUUGGCUGUUGGUAUAGCCCUGGUGAUGUACGGAAGACUGGAAGAGGCGGAUCCCCUGAUCGCCCAACUCAUGUCCGACAAAGACCCCAUCCUAAGGCGUAGCGCCAUGUACACUCUCGCCAUGGCCUACUGCGGCACUGGCUCCAACAUGGCCAUCAGGAAAUUACUCCACGUAGCCGUGUCCGAUGUCAACGACGACGUGAGAAGAGCUGCUGUGAUGGGCUUAGGAUUCCUCUUGUUCAGGUGA